AUGGCAAUUUUCACUAAACCUAAGCUUUUGUUUCUCUUCUUCUUGAUCUUCUCUUUGUUCCUCGCAUCUCAAUGCGAUGAUAAAGACCCGAGGCGUGAGCUUGAGAGUUGCUUGAGUCAAUGUGAAGCUCAGGGCGAACGCCCUGAACAACAGCUCCAAUGUCAGAGGAGCUGUGUUUUGCGUUACGAGCGUCAACAGAAAGAGAAGUCAGAGGAGGAAGUGAUUGAGGAUAUACUGACUCAGCACCAUGAUCCUCAGGAGAAAUUGAGAGAGUGCAAACAGCGUUGUGAGAGACAACAACAGGGACAACAAAAGCAGUUGUGCAAACAACGUUGUGAACAAGAGUAUAAGAAAGAGCAAGAACAUCAACAUGGAAGGGAGACUGGAGAAGAUAACCAAGGCAAACGUGGGCCUGAGAAGAUAUACAGGGAAUAUCUAGAGUGCCAACGGAGAUGCCAGGAUGAAAAACAGGGGCAACAAUUGAUGGAGUGUAAACAACGUUGUCAACAAGAGUACCGAACAGAGAAAGGACAAGAAGAAGAAACUAACCCACAGAGAGAACAAGAACAAGAAGAAUCGAAUAAUCCCUACUUAUUCGAGUCUCAGAGGUUCAAGUCUCCAUUCAGAGCCAGUCAUGGUGAUUUCCGCAUACUCGAGAAAUUCACUCAAAGAUCCCAACUUCUAAGAGGAAUUGAAAAAUACCGUCUUGCAGUCCUUGAAUUGGAGCCUCAUUCUUUCUUUCUGCCUCAUCACUGUGACGGUGAAGCCAUAUUUGUUGUCGUUAGAGGGAAAGGAACAAUUAGUAUAGCGGAACAAGAUGACAAGAACUCCUUCAACUUGGAGAAGGGGGAUGUAAUCAAGGUGCCUGCUAGUUCGACAAUCUACUUGAUCAACAGAGAUAACAAUGAAAGGUUCUUUGUUUAUGUGCUGGCCAAGUCCGUCAAUGCCCCUGGCCAAUUGCAGGAAUACUUUAGUGCCGGAGGUGAGAAUCCGGAAUCCUUCUACAGAGCAUUCAGCCUUGAUGUCCUGGAGACUGCUUUCAAUACCCCAAGGGAGAGGUUAGAGAGGCUAUUUGGACAACAAAAGCAGGGGAUAGUAAUCAAAGCCAGUGAAGAGCAGAUUAGAGCUAUAAGUGAACACGCUGAACGCUCCACUAGGCAAACUAAAGGUAAAACACAAGGACCUUUCAAUCUGCUGAAGGAACGCGCGUUGUUCGAAAGCAGAUUUGGACAGUUAAUUGAAGCAUCUCCAGAAAGAUUUGAGCAGUUGAGGGACUUGGAUGCUUCUAUUGGUUUCAUGAACAUCAACCAAGGUGGCAUGGUACUGCCAUAUUACAACACAAGGUCUACAAAGUUGGUUAUGGUAGUAGAAGGAAAAGGUCGGUUUGAAAUGGCAUGUCCUCAUCUUGGAAGACAAGGACAAGGCCAAGGCCAAGGGUAUCGUGGAGAAGGAAGAGAACAAGAACAAGGAAGAGAACAAGAACAAGGAGGAGGAGAUGUCCAUUACCAGAAAGUCCGCGGUAAUCUAAACGUUGGUGAUGUUUUGAUAAUCCCUGCAGGCCAUCCAAUUACCUUCGUAGAAACCGGAGGCUCAAAUCUCAGGAUAGUUGGUUUUGGAAUCAAUGCUCAGAACAGCAAAAAGAACUUCCUUGCAGGUAAGCAAAACAUAUGGCGGAAUGUAGACACGGAAGCGAAAGAAUUGUCCUUCAACAUGCCCGGAAGAGAGGUAGAAGAGAUUUUUCAGAAGCAAGAGCAGUCCUACUUUGUGGCAGGGCCGGAGCAUCGCCAGCAGCAGAGGGAGAGGGGUGAAGAAGGAAGAAGGGGAGAGGGACUAUAUUUAUCUUCAAUUUUGGACUUUGUUUUCUAAAUAAUGCACGAUGCACUAGGGGAAUAUAAUGAUGCAUAUGUGCUAAGUGAGAGCUUUGUGAGUAAAUAAGAAAAGGCUCCUCCUACCUAAAGAGAGUAUCUACUAUUAAUGUAACUCCCUACUCAAAGUAAAUGAGGUCUAAGAGUUGAGGGGUUUUGGCCCCUCUUGUAGUAUCUAUCUUGUCGUCUGCAAUGUUACUUUUGCAUCAUAAAUAAAACUCUUUCUGAUGCUUAUUUACUGACAACA
Molecule: messenger RNA, 2112 nt
Organism: Solanum dulcamara
Lineage: Eukaryota; Viridiplantae; Streptophyta; Magnoliopsida; Solanales; Solanaceae
Product: vicilin Jug r 2.0101-like
Exons: 7
Coding region: 1-1866 (621 amino acids)
Source: RefSeq, a predicted model, not a curated record